AUGGCUUCCUCGGACGCAAAGCCCGCGCAGGACAAGGCCGCGGCCGACGCCAAGGCCGAGGAGACGACGCAGCAGCAGGCGGCGGCGGCCAAGAAGCCCGCGCUGGGCGAGGACGACGAGUUUGAGGACUUCCCCGUCGAUGUUUCCCAUCUGCCUGAGAAUUGCGAGGGCAGCGGUGGCGGUGGUUUAUACACACAUCCAAAAGGGACGGACGGCAUCGUGGCGCCCGGAAUGAACUGGGCCCAGGAGGACACCGAGGCGGCUGCUGGCGGCAGCGGUACCGGCACGACGCAGCACCUUUGGGAGGAGAGCUGGGACGACGAUGACACGAGCGAUGACUUUUCCGCGCAGUUGAAGGAGGAGUUGAAGAAGGUCGACGCCAACAAGAGACGCUGA
This is a messenger RNA of Colletotrichum karsti, 396 nucleotides long. RefSeq lists its product as uncharacterized. Gene Ontology annotation, biological process: proteasome assembly; mRNA export from nucleus; double-strand break repair via homologous recombination. Gene Ontology annotation, cellular component: proteasome regulatory particle, lid subcomplex; proteasome complex. Bases 1 to 396 code for a protein of 131 amino acids. The transcript is spliced from 4 exons. Lineage: Eukaryota; Fungi; Ascomycota; Sordariomycetes; Glomerellales; Glomerellaceae. The record is from RefSeq and is a predicted model, not a curated record.